Messenger RNA from Aspergillus eucalypticola CBS 122712, 671 nucleotides. RefSeq lists its product as uncharacterized. Lineage: Eukaryota; Fungi; Ascomycota; Eurotiomycetes; Eurotiales; Aspergillaceae. The record is from RefSeq and is a predicted model, not a curated record. The coding region runs from base 201 to 536 and encodes 111 amino acids. The transcript is spliced from 2 exons.
AUCUUCACGUUUUACUAUUCUUCUUUUCUCCCAUUCCCCCUUUUAAAACCUCCCCCAAAUUUUCCUUCGCCACUCUCCCCAGUUCUCAUAUGUUUCCCCCGUUUCUUCCCUUUAUCCCAUGCCCGCUUUUUACAUUCUCCUCACGUCUUCGGGCCCUAGGUCUAUGUUCUUAUGCGUAUGACGACAAUCGGAAUUGUUGAAUGCGCGUGCGGUGUUCCCCCCCCUUUAUUCCCUGGGCAGGCUUUCUGCGAAAAGUUCCUCUGCUGAAGUCCUUUUUCAUGAAGCAAACCAAUCGUAUUCUUACCGGGCGGCCUGUACAACAUGUUUUCACCUCGCCUUCUAUUUCUCUCAAUUCAGUCUAUUAUGGAGCACAGUUCUUUCUCUCGCUCUUUCCAUGCGGUGGACCUUUACUGGGUCCUUCCCCCGUCUUGCGUCUGGCGCGUUCCGCGGAUGUUUUGGACGGCUUGGGUUGUGUACUUUUCUCUAUCCCCCUGCCGGGUGUGUGGGACUUGGGGCUGGUGUUGAUGAUUCUAUGACAGGACGGGGCUCUUCCUAAUGCGUCUAUCUCUUCGUUUAAAUUGUAGUUACUGGGUGGUGGGUGGUUUUCCUGUUUCUACCUAUCCUCGGGCACUGAUGGCGGCAUCCUGUUGUGAACCAACAAAUCACGGUUU